AUUUCAAUGUUCAAAAUAAAACUGGUUGCAUACUUUUUAAUCUAACUGUACGAGAAUCAAGGUCAAUGACUAAUCAAAGUCAAUAUUCAAUUAUGGAUCCGUGGCUGUGUUGUCAAACAGGCGUUUCGGUUUCGGAAAAUAAUACAAAAUUUGAGUUUGAGGACAAUUUCACACCCACUCUAGAUAACAGAUUACCUGAUUCUGAAGAAUAUCUUGCCGUAUUAGAAGAAAAACUAAAAAAAAUAAAAGCAGAUCCGAAUAUUUUGGCGCAAUUGGUUGCAAAAAGGGAGGCGUGUAUGCAAGAAUUACUUAACGGUGUUAAUGGUAACGGUGUAAAACACGUAGAUGAUCACAUUUUAGAACUUAACGAACCUAUUUCAAAUUCGCAAGUAUUACGGGCGAUAGCUCCUCAAAGACAGGCUAUAAAUCAGGGCGAAGUUGUAGAAUUCAUUAAAUACGAUCAACUAGAGUAUGAAGACAGCGAUUCUUCAGUAAAUAGGAGUGAAGACUCUUAAUUGAUCUAAUAGUGUAAGCAAUAACAAAAAAAUUUAUUAAUAACGUUUUCUCUGGUUGUUAUAUAUCUGCUGUAAAUUGGUUGAGUCUCUUAACUGGUUCAAUACGAUUCUUAUGUGCAGUUAUGGCUUCAGAACAAGGUAUAUUUCCACUUCGAAGGGGCCACAAUAGGUUUCUAUUGAUGCAGAGUAUUUGUUCUCGGAACAUAAAUUCCCUUUGCUCUUUUGUGCAUUGUAAUUACCUAUUUUUCAAUAAAUCUCUUUUUAAGAGGGCAAUUUUUGCAAUCUGUCUCCAGAAUCAAUAUCAAUGUAUUGUUCUGAUUUUAAUUUUUUUAUACAUAUCGAUGAAAUGAUAAAAUAUACUGUUUUUUUGUAAACACUGGCUAAUGUCCUAUUUUUUUCCAAAGAUUUAUGACUUUAUCGAAUUUUCAUUAUGUAGUAUUGCUGGGUGUGUUCUAAAAUUCCAAAUAACUAUUUUAUUGUUAUUAGUGAGAUAAUUCUGUGUUGUAAGGACUGAAAUUAAUACAAAAUCGGUUCUUUGUGAGAAUGUGGAUUUAAAAUUGGGGUUUUACUUUUAAAUAGCCACGAAGAUCAGGCAUUGUAAUUUCCAAAGAGAGUUUAUUAGUAACUAGGUAAUUUCUAGGAGUUUUUUUUUUAAUUUUGUUAAAACUAUUACAGAUCUAAUCAAUUUUAUGAGAAAGAAAUGAUUGAAUAGGAGGCAUGAGGAUUGGUUAAUGUAUUAUUUAUCACAAGCUUUCCAUUGCUGAUGUUUGACAAGUUUUUAAGACCCCUGUAAUGCAGAUAUACUGCAAUUUCCGUCAUUUUAGAGUAUAUUCACAAUUAUUUUUAAUUUGUAGGUAUAAUAUGAAACCAUUAUUAUUUUUAUUGAAGUUAGCUUGGGAUAGUAGAUAUCGUCUUCCAAUUCUUAUAACAGUGGGUUUCAUGGUGUUAGAUGUAAGAAUGCAGUUGGACAUCAACGUUCAAACUAGAAGAAUACCACGAACAAGACGUCCGCCACCUGUGAUACAAAUACAUGAGGCAGAUAAUAGAGAACAAAAUGAUAUUGAGGAUAAUGUUUCCAACGGUAUAUAAAAUUUAAUUGUUUAUAUAGUCGAAGUAUUUCUAGAUCAUCAUUCCAUUGAUCAAUAAGUUCCUGGUCACAGUAUUGCAUGUGUUUAUCGAGUUUUGUUUUUUAAUUGGAACAAAUACUGUUGAGGUAAAGUGAGCAAAAAUACAAAAAAAAUAGAAAAAAAUUAGUAGCGAUUGUUCUUGUAUGCUAUUGUACUUAUUGCAGAAGAAAAACGACCCAAUUGUGGAAGAAAAAUUAUCUUUUUUUGUCAAGAUAAUGCAUCAUGUGACCAUUCGAUAAAAAUUAUGGUCAAAUUCAGUUAAUUGCCUCGGGAUCUAUUAUAUUUUUUAGAUCUAGCUCCUAGCGAUUACUGGUUGUAUUCAGACUUGAUAUAAUGCCUCAAGGAGAAAAUUAAAGCUGAAACAGUAACCUAUUUCAGAAAAAUCUUGAUGAAUGAAACGAAAUUUUUCAUAAAAACAGUUUACUAAACCAGUGAUUUAUUGAUUGAUGUGUUACUGUUAGAAUCAGGUGAAUAUUUCAUUAUUAAAAUCAUUUUUCCAGAUUCAUGGAGUACUGUAGAGGAAGAUAAUGAACCGGGUGUACAACUACAUGCAUAAGGAUGUUACUUUGCUGUUAAAAGAGUUGAUAUAUUAAUUUAUUCAUAUAACUAUGAAUUGUUUUUGUCAUCGAAUGAAUUAUGAAUUUGUUAUUAGCCUAUUUUUAAUGUACAUGCACCAAUCAAUCUAAAUAUAAAUUUAUUCUUCAAA
Diorhabda sublineata is the source of this 2348-nucleotide messenger RNA. RefSeq lists its product as uncharacterized. NCBI's taxonomy places the organism in Eukaryota, Metazoa, Arthropoda, Insecta, Coleoptera, Chrysomelidae. Gene Ontology annotation, biological process: cilium organization. Bases 66 to 515 code for a protein of 149 amino acids. The transcript has 2 exons. The record is from RefSeq and is a predicted model, not a curated record.